AUGUCGUUCUCCGGAAUGUCCAAUUCGACGCUCGCUGAGAAUCUCUCCUCCCACAAUUCUACGGCCGAUGGAAACAGAAACGAGUGGGGAGCACCUUCCGUCUUUUCAAUCGUCAUCUUCGCCCUCACCUUCCUAUUGGGGGUCCCGGGCAACGGCGCAGUUAUCUGGGUGCUGGGCUUCAAGAUGAAGAGUAAGGUCCACACGGUGUGUUUCCUGAGUCUGGUUGUGAGUGACCUGAUCUUUUGCCUGUCUCUUCCCUUCCGCAUAGCCAACAUCUCCCUGACCUACUCUGGGUACAAACACUACUUUUCCGGGAAGUUUAUUGGAAUCCUGAUGAUCAUUAACACAUCCACCAGCAUAUACCUGUUAUGUCUGAUCAGCAUAUGCCGCUGCCUGGCGAUUACCCGGCCCAUUUGGUUCCAGCAACAUGUGAGGCUCACAUGGAUGCGUGCGGCCUGCUUCGGAGCCUGGAUCCUAGCCUUCUUCAUGUGCCUGCCCGCCCUCCUGAUUCGGGAUUUGAAGAAGGCAUUGACCGUGUUGGAGCCAUUUUGGUUUGUUUUCAUCUUCAGCCUUCCCUUUGUAAUUAUGAUCACCUGCUACUCCCUGGCUGGCUACAGGCUGCAAGGGGACAGUUUCGCGAAAUCUAAGAAACCUAUCCGCCUCAUCAUCACCGUUGUCGUCACAUUCAUGAUCUGUUGGACCCCCUACAUGGUCAACGAACUCGUAUUAACCUUCUCCACAUCGUUCAGCCGGGCCUGGUCGUUAUUCACUGUAGCCCUGGCCUGCUUGAACAGUGCCCUCAACCCCUUUCUCUACGUCUUCGUUAGCGGCAAAUUCCGUCAGAUCUUCAGUCGCUCCUUCCUCGCCUCGCUCCGUCUGGCCUUCGCCGAGCAGAGGUUGGAAUUAGAGACACAGAUCCAGAUCCUCAACCUCACCUCAAAUACGAAUGUCUGA
Molecule: messenger RNA, 954 nt
Organism: Hypanus sabinus (Atlantic stingray)
Lineage: Eukaryota; Metazoa; Chordata; Chondrichthyes; Myliobatiformes; Dasyatidae
Product: C3a anaphylatoxin chemotactic receptor-like
Exons: 1
Coding region: 1-954 (317 amino acids)
Biological process (GO): positive regulation of cytosolic calcium ion concentration; inflammatory response; complement receptor mediated signaling pathway
Cellular component (GO): plasma membrane
Molecular function (GO): G protein-coupled receptor activity; complement receptor activity
Source: RefSeq, a predicted model, not a curated record